Messenger RNA from Aureobasidium uvarum, 1512 nucleotides. The record is from the annotation of a GenBank genome assembly. NCBI's taxonomy places the organism in Eukaryota, Fungi, Ascomycota, Dothideomycetes, Dothideales, Saccotheciaceae.
AUGGAGUCCGCCGCCGUAUCGCAGCUGUUCAAGCAGCUUUUUCAACAUCGUCCCUGCCGAACAUGUCUCUCGCGCCAAGUCCGGCAAGCGCCUCGUCGACUGUACAGCUCUCAGAAGCAACACACAAGCCCAAACUACCAAGGACGUCGCAAGGAAGACAGCAAGCUUGAGAGCAACUGGCAGCAACGCAGCAUCUCAUUCCCUCCGGACAAGCUCGAAGAGUUCAAGAGAUAUCCACAAGUCACCUCGGAUGGCCUACGUGCGAGGAAGGAGCGACCGAGGCGAGUGCGCAUGCUGAUGCGCGACUUUAUCGAGGACAGUCUGUACAACCCACAAUACGGCUACUUCUCAAAACACGUCGUCAUCUGGACUCCUGGCGAACCCUUUGACUUCAAUCAACUUCCCGACGAACAAUCAUUCUACCGCGAAUACGGCCAACGCUACAACGAUUUCGAGGACCAACUGGACGCAAAAGAAUACAACGAGACUCGUCAACUAUGGCAUACUCCCACAGAGCUUUUCCGUCCAUACUAUGGUGAGGCCAUUGCCCGCCAUCUGGUUGCAAACUAUAAGCUUCAGUUAUACCCUUAUCACGACCUGCUCAUCUACGAAAUGGGUGCUGGAAACGGAACUCUCAUGAUGAACAUUCUCGACUACAUCCGCCAGACCGAUCCUGAAGUCUAUGCACGCACCCGAUUCCGUGUCAUCGAAGUUUCUUCUGCUCUGGCCUCGAUCCAAGGAAACCAAUUGAUGAGAAACGCUCAGGCCAAGGGUCACGCCGACAAGGUCUCCAUCAUCAACAAGUCCAUCUUCGACUGGGACAUUUAUGAGGCCUCCCCUUGUUUCUUCCUAGCCAUGGAAGUCUUCGACAACUUCGCCCACGAUGUUAUCAGAUACGACCCCUUCACCGAAGAACCUCUCCAAGGCUCCGCUCUUGUCGAUGCGAACGGCGACUUUUACGAAUUCUACUCGAAAGACAUAGACCCAGUAGCCUCCCGCUUCUUGCGCGUUAGAGACGCCGCCUGUAGUGAUAUCAACUACGCACAUCCUCUACGCAAUUCUCCCGCCAUGCUCAGAAAGCUGAGGAGUAAAUUGCCCUUCGCUCCCAAUCUCAGCACACCGGAAUACAUCCCUACGAGGUUGAUGCACUUUUUCGAUAUCUUGCAUAAAUACUUCCCCGCGCAUAAACUGGUCACUUCGGACUUCCAUGCGCUACCUGAUGCUGUGGAUGGUGUUAACGCACCUGUGGUUCAGACCCGCUAUCAACGUCGCAUGGUUCCCGUCACCACUCCCCUUGGUACGNUUCACCAAGGCUUCUUUGAUAUCCUGUUCCCCACAGACUUUGCAGUCAACGAAGCCAUCUACCGUGCCAUCACUGGCAAACUCACCCGCGUCAUGAAGCACGAAGAUUUCUUCAAGCGAUGGGCCUAUGUCGAGGAUACUCAAACGAGGAACGGAGAGAACCCGCUCUUGAGCUGGUACAAGAACGCCUCCGUCAUGAUCACCGUAUAG